AUGCGGCAGGAUGGCAGCCGGGCGUCGGGCUGGAGCCGCUGGACCCUGGAGGCGGGGGGAGGCGGAGCAGCGCCUGCGUGCGACGGUGCGAGGCGGGCUGGAGCCGCUGGAGCUGGAGGCGGGGGUAGCCGGAGCGGCGCCGAUGCCCGCGCCGCGUCGAGGCGGCUGCGCGCUGCGGAGGCCGAGGCGGGGUGCGCGCUCCGUCGCAACGCGGAGCUGGAGGAGAAGGCCCAGCAGGCGGGCGCCGAGUGCCAGGCGUGGAUGGGCGUCGCCAGGAGCCACGAGGCCGUCGCAGCUGGCCUCCGCGCCACGCUGGAGCAGCUCCUGCAGCCGCCCCGCGCGGCCACCGGUGGCUGCGAGGGCGACGCCGAGGACGCGCGGUCGUGCUGCUUCGAGGCGCCGGCGGCGGUCGCGGACGGCUCCGACGAGGACGGUGCUGCGUCGUCCGGGUCGAAGACGUCGUGCAGGACUGCAGGUCGUGCGGCGGCCGGCGGCGGAUAG
Messenger RNA from Panicum hallii, 501 nucleotides. RefSeq lists its product as uncharacterized. The record is from RefSeq and is a predicted model, not a curated record. Bases 1 to 501 code for a protein of 166 amino acids. The transcript has a single exon. NCBI's taxonomy places the organism in Eukaryota, Viridiplantae, Streptophyta, Magnoliopsida, Poales, Poaceae. Gene Ontology annotation, molecular function: ubiquitin-protein transferase activity.